Solanum tuberosum (potato) is the source of this 2400-nucleotide messenger RNA. Its product is annotated as cysteine proteinase COT44-like. The transcript is spliced from 4 exons. The record is from RefSeq and is a predicted model, not a curated record. The coding region runs from base 1161 to 2255 and encodes 364 amino acids. Gene Ontology annotation, biological process: proteolysis. Gene Ontology annotation, molecular function: cysteine-type peptidase activity. NCBI's taxonomy places the organism in Eukaryota, Viridiplantae, Streptophyta, Magnoliopsida, Solanales, Solanaceae.
AAAAAUCACCAAUGAAGUUGUCUCGAAUGUUCAAAAAGACACCUUAAUUUUGCGGGCGUUCUAUCCACAAAAGUAUUGAAUAUCUUUAUAAAAAAGGACUAUUUUAAGCCAUGCAUUUCUCAUCUGGUAAGACGCGUGUGAGCAUAUCACCUGGUAUUGAAUACCUUUCUUUUCUUUCUUUUGUUUUCCAUUUCUCGACUUUUCAUGUCUUUUCGAUUUCUUGGUCAAGGGAUAAUGGAGUGGAGAUAAUCUCCUUCAUUUUUGUCAAUUCUUGGUCAAAAUUCUUGGAGGAAUAGCUGAGUAAACAAGGAAUUGAAGGUUAACACGCUAGGGUUUUCUUACAUUAUUUGAAAAAGAUCACAUUUUAAUAAGAAAUUAAACCUUGAACAAUUUCAAAUUAAGUUUAUUUACUGAAAAUUAGAAGCGAAUAGUUUUUGGGGAAGAUGAUGAAUUCAUCAGAGAGAGUUCCAACAGCUCUUUUGAGCUUGUUUUGAGGAAGAUGAUGAAUUUAAAUAAAGUAAAUAAUCAAUAAAGAAAAAGCUGAAACCUGACAUCUUUUAAUUGUGUUUUAGCACAAAAAACAGACUUUCACGUGCGUGUUGUGUCUGUUCACAAAUCAUGUGAGAAAAUGGAUCAAAAUGAUUCUUUUACAAAGAUAUUCACUACUUUUGUGGAGUAAUAGGACGACCGCAAAAUAAGGUAUCUUUUUAAAAAUCUGAAACAACUUCUACGUCUUUUCUCUUGAUAAAACAAUUAUACUAGAUCAAGCCUCAUUAAAAAAAGAAUGACGGCCCUGAAUCCUAUAAAUCUAAGCUACUUCCCUAGAACAAUAAGUAUUAAUUAUUUAGAAAUGGUUACAGAAAAUUAUAUUCCUAAACCUUCCACUUGAUGUAUAUAUGGACAUAUGGAGAUAGGCUAGUGCACAUGAAUAAAAGUUUCUUUAACAAAAAUUUCUCAACCCCCAAAGUGUUACAACUAGUGCCUAGUGGUCUGUUUGGUAGUAUUUUCAAUAAUUGGCCCAAGAUAAUGUAAUAAAAUAUCAACUAUAUCCAUUUUUUCAUCUUUAUAAACCAAGAAAUGAUUCUACUUCCCUUACUUGUCAAGCCCACUUUACUAGUCUCCUAGCCCUUUUUGUUAAUUUUUCCCUUGCACUUUCAACUAUGUCUAUAGUUGUAAUAACCACUUCUCUCCUCAUCUUCUUUGCGUACUUAACCAAUGCAAAUGACAUGUUCUAUAACAAUAACAACAAUAAUAAUAUUGAUGAGGAGGUAAAAGGUAUAUAUGAAAUAUGGUUGGUAGAGCACGGUAAAAUAUAUAAUGGGCUAGGAGAAAAGGGGAAAAGAUUCGAGAUUUUUAAAGAUAAUUUGAGGUUCAUCGAGGAACAUAACAACUUGAAAAAUCAGACGUAUGUGCUAGGAUUGAACCGAUUUGCUGAUCUCACGAACGAGGAAUACAGGACCAUGUUUUUGGGCACGAGGAGUGAUGCUAGGCGCCGCCUUGUUAAGUCUAAGAACGCUAGCCAUCGUUAUGUUUUUCGGGCUAGCGAUCAUGUACCGGAAUCGGUUGAUUGGAGGAAGAAAGGUGCAGUUGCUCCUAUUAAGGACCAAGGGAGUUGUGGGAGCUGUUGGGCCUUCUCAACAGUAGCUGCAGUAGAAGGCAUAAACCAAAUAUCAACAGGAGAAAUGAUCACCUUAUCUGAGCAAGAAUUAGUAGAUUGUGACACAAUGUAUAAUGAUGGUUGCAAUGGUGGCCUUAUGGAUUAUGCUUUUCAAUUUAUCAUAUCCAAUGGUGGUAUUGACACUGAAUCUCACUAUCCUUACAAGGGCAUCGACCACAAAUGUGAUCUUGUUCGGAAGAAUGCAAAGGUUGUGAGCAUAGAUGAUUAUGAAGACGUGCCAGCAAAUGAAAAUGCACUUGAGAAGGCUGUAGCGCAUCAACCUAUUAGCGUAGCCAUUGAAGCUUCAGGCAGGGUUUUUCAGCUUUACUCCUCGGGCAUAUUUACUGGAAAAUGCGGAACGCAAUUGGACCACGGUGUGGUGGUGGUUGGCUAUGGCACAGAAAACGGAGUGGACUAUUGGAUCGUGAGGAACUCAUGGGGCACUAAUUGGGGCGAAGAUGGCUACAUCAAAAUGGAGAAGAAUAUAGAAGCCACAAAUUCUGGCAAAUGUGGAAUUGCAAUGAUGGCGUCUUAUCCAAUUAAGAAUGCCAUAAACAAAAUUACUAUGGGAGAAGACGGGAUUAUAAGAAGUACCUAAAGAAAUAAAACUGCCACAAAGUGGAUUACUUGGGCGUUGUUACUCCAUGAGCAUUAUUUGGGCAUUCCUUUUAAUGGAUUUGUCUUAAUAUAUGUAUGUUUAUUUAAGGAUCAAAGCCUUUAUUUUAUAUGUUGACAAAGUUAAA